Myiozetetes cayanensis is the source of this 1560-nucleotide messenger RNA. RefSeq names its product large neutral amino acids transporter small subunit 2-like. Gene Ontology annotation, biological process: amino acid transmembrane transport; neutral amino acid transport. Gene Ontology annotation, molecular function: neutral L-amino acid transmembrane transporter activity; L-amino acid transmembrane transporter activity. Lineage: Eukaryota; Metazoa; Chordata; Aves; Passeriformes; Tyrannidae. The transcript is spliced from 12 exons. The coding region runs from base 1 to 1545 and encodes 514 amino acids. The record is from RefSeq and is a predicted model, not a curated record. Gene Ontology annotation, cellular component: membrane.
AUGGGGGCGUGGUUUGAGCGCCAUAGAAAGCAAUUGAGUGGGCGUGGUUUAACCGUGGGGGCGUGGUUUAAGCGCCAUAGAAAGAAAGGCGAGACCCCCCACCCAAAAAGAGCAUCUAAAAAGGGGAGGGGGAGGGCCGGGUGGGGAGGGGUGGGCCUGAAAAAGGAGAUCGGGCUGCUCAGCGCCUGCGGCAUCAUCGUGGGGAACAUCAUCGGCUCGGGGAUCUUCGUGGCCCCCAAGGGUGUCCUGGCGCACUCGGGGGCGGUGGGGCCGUCCCUGCUGGUCUGGGGGGUGACGGGGGCCGUGACGGCCGUGGGGGCUCUUUGUUACGCCGAGCUGGGCGUGGCCAUCCCCAGGGCGGGCGGGGACUACGCCUACGUCUGCCACGUCUUCGGGGGGCUCCUGGGGUUUUUGCGCCUGUGGAUCUCGGUGCUGGUGAUUUACCCCACCAACCAGGCCGUCAUCGCCCUCACCUUCGCCAACUACGUCCUGCAGCCCCUCUACCCCUCCUGCCACACCCCCGAGGCCGCCCAGAGGCUCCUGGCUGCUGCCUGCCUGCUGCUGCUGACGUGGGUGAACUGCCGCAGCGUGCGCUGGGCCACGCGUGUGCAGGACGUGUUCACGGCGGGGAAGCUCCUGGCCCUGGCGCUCGUCAUCGGCACCGGCGCCGCCCUCAUCGCACACGGCGAAAAUCGGUGGCUGAGCCCGUCGGGAGCUUUCCAGUUCUGGUCGUCCCCCAGCGUGGGGUCGCUGUUCUUGGCCUGCCUGCAGGGAUCCUUCGCCUACGGGGGGUGGAACUUCCUCAACUACGUCACCGAGGAGCUCGUCAACCCCGACAGGAACCUCCCCCGAGCCAUCGGCAUCUCCAUCCCGCUCGUCACCUUCCUCUACGUGGCGGCCAACGUGGCCUACCUGGCGGCCAUGAGUCCCCACGAGCUGCUGCAGUCCCAGGCCGUGGCCGUGACGUUCGGGGAGAAGGUUUUGGGGUCCCUGGGCUGGGUGAUGCCGCUGGCCGUGGCUCUGUCCACCUUCGGAGGCGUCAACGGCUCCCUCUUCACCUGCUCCAGGCUCUUCUACGCCGGGGCCAAGGAGGGGCACCUGCCUGCCCUGCUGGCCAUGAUCCACCUGCACAGGAACACCCCCAUGCCCGCCCUCCUGCUCACCUGCGUGUCGACGCUGCUGAUGCUGGUGACGGGCGACAUCUACACCCUCAUUAAUUACGUGGGCUUCGUUAAUUACGUGUGGUACGGCGUCACCGUCGCCGCCCUCCUCGUGCUGCGGCGCCGGGAGCCCCACCUGCCCCGCCCCAUCAAGGUUUCCGUGUUUUUCCCGGUGUUCUACCUGCUCUUCUGGGGGGCCCUGCUGGUGUUCUCGGUGUGGGCCGAGCCCGUCGUGUGCGGGGUGGGUUUGGGGGUCACGGCCACGGGGGCCCCCCUCUACCUGCUCCUCGUCAGGGAAGGGGGCUCCAAACCCCCCCAGAUCCGCAGAUUCGUAGGUGAGGAAAAUUUGGGAAAAUUUUGGGAAUUUUUUGGGAAAUUUUUAUGAUUUUUUUGGAAUUUU